AUGUGUCAUUGGUGGACUUGUGAUUAUGAAAAGUCUUCUAAAUGGCUGCAGAGCCAAAAAAAAAAAAAACCCAAAAAAAUCAAAAUAACAGCACGCGCUACUCUGGAACUGAGUGGUUAUAAACAUCAAGAGAUAACUGAUGCUGACGCAUCCAACCCCGCUACCAUCACCAGCCCUCUCCAUGUCUUAGAAGAUGUAAGAACAGCAAAGAGUGGCAACGAAUGUUUCAAGUGUGGACACUCUGGCCAUUGGGUUCGAGAAAGCCCUACUGGAGGAGGCUAUUUCUGAGGAAUAUGGAGCCAUGGAGGAGGUGAUUUUACCUCAGUGAGAGGUUUCCAGUUUGUUUCUUCAUCUCUUUCAGACAUCUGUUACUGUUGUGAUGAGUCUGGUCAUCUUGCCAAGGAUUGUUAUCUUCAGGAGGAUGCCUGCUAUAACUUCUGUAGAGGUGGCCACAUUGCCAAGGACUGCAAGGAACCGAAGCGAGAAAGAGAGCAGUGCUGCUACAACUGUGGAAAAUCCAGCCACUUGGCUCACGACUGUGACCACGCAGAUGAGCAGAAGAACUGUUCAUGUGGAGAGUUUGGGAACAUUCAGAAAGACUGCACCAAAGUGAAAUGCUAUAGGUGUGGUGAAACUGUUCAUGUAGCCAGCAAGACAAGUGAAGUCAACUAUUACCGCUGUGGCGAGUCAGGGCAUCUUGCACGGGAAUGCACAAUUGAGGCUACAGCUUAAUUAUUUUCCUUUGUUACCCCUCCUUUUUCUGAUUUAUGGUUGUAUUAUUUUCUCUGAAUCCUCUUCACUGGCGAAAGGUUGGCAGAUAAAGGCUACUCCCAGGCCAGUGAGCUUUACUUGCCAUGUAAAAGGAGGAAAGGAGUGGAAAAAUCGACUUUCUGCAUUUAACUACAAAUAAAUGUUUAUAUUUAGUCUGGUAGAGGUAUUAUG
Messenger RNA from Dromiciops gliroides (monito del monte), 942 nucleotides. Its product is annotated as cellular nucleic acid-binding protein-like. Gene Ontology annotation, cellular component: cytoplasm. The record is from RefSeq and is a predicted model, not a curated record. NCBI's taxonomy places the organism in Eukaryota, Metazoa, Chordata, Mammalia, Microbiotheria, Microbiotheriidae. Gene Ontology annotation, molecular function: zinc ion binding; translation regulator activity; single-stranded RNA binding. Gene Ontology annotation, biological process: positive regulation of cytoplasmic translation.